AUGGCUGGGAGCGAGCGGCGCGGCCCGGGGCGUGCGGCCCGGCGAGCCACCGCCUGGGCGGUCUCCGAGUCGGAGCCCGAGAGCGAGCCCGAGCCCCGCUGCCCCGGUGCGGCGACUCCGGCCGGCUCCCCUCCCACGGCGGGCCCGGCCGGCCGGCCGAGGCGGCGGCGGAGGACCCCUGGGGAGGCUGCAGCCAGGAGGCAGGAGCGGGAGGCGCUGGAGAAGCGGCAGCGGCGGGAGGCGGCGGCGGCGUGGCGGCUCCUGAGGCCGGAGCGGUGCCUGCGGCUGAUGGAGGUGUGCGCCGACCCAGGUCUCCUCAAAGAUCUUGGCUCAGAUGCUUGGGUGAAGGUUUUAAGUUCCUUGGACUGUAAAUAUUCUUUUGAGCCUCAGGCAAUUCCCUGCAGCAUAACCUGGAGGAGAAACAUGCCAAACGCUCUGUCCACUCCAGACGGCCCCGUGGUGAAGACUGAAGAGGAGAAAGAGGUGUUGGUGUUGGUAGAGCCAGAAGAUUUUCUUAAGCGCCUCUUUUCCCUAACCCAGAGUUUUGUCAAUGCCCCGUCAGCGAGUCAGCCUGACCUGAACCAAGUGUUGCCUUUGGCCGGUCUGGAGGGCUCCUCCACCAAAACCUACAGCCUGGCCGUCGUCGGGCUGGAUGCCUACAGGCGUAACCAGGAGCAGGGCAGGCAGCAGGCACUGAGCCCUGGAAAGCAGAGUCCCAGCUCCCAGCCUGGCCCAGAGCUGUCUAUGACUGAGGAGGAGAUACUGGAGGCGCUGGUGGUGCUGCAGCUGUGGGGUAACAUCGAAGUGCUGUUCCUAGACACGUGGCAGGAGUUCGGCCAGCAUGUCUCUGUGCUGACGAAGGCAAUAGCAAAACGCCCGUACAAGAGGCAGCUGGAGUCGCAGGAGUUGCCUUUCUGCGCUGCCGGGGCCUGGGCCAGCGGGGUGCGAGUGGAGAAGGACGGCACAGGACUCUGGCAGGUGUGGAAGAGACAAAUCCAGCAGUUUAACAGAGUCAGCCCUGCAACAGCAGCAGCUAUAGCGGAAGCAUAUCCCUCCCCAAGCCUCCUGUUACAGGCCUACGAAGAAUGCAGCACAGAAGAUGAAAAACGACUCCUGCUGAGUGACAUCCCAGUGAAAUCGGACGUCAGCGGCAAAGACCGCCGCGUUGGGCCAGACUUAUCCCGCCGCAUCUACCUCUUCAUGGUAUCCACCGACCCCGACCUUGUCCUGGACCUGAGCACAUAGAGGGACCGCGGGCCGUGUCGCUCAGCCUCCUUGUUUUAUCUGCCAAGACGCGGCAGUGGCUGAGCCGCUGCCGGCACGGCAGUGCUGCUGGGAGCCCGGCCAGGGGAAGCAGCUGAUUCUGUUUCAGAACAGAGACUUACACAUCAAUAAAUGUCUUGUUACAGAUGCUUUCUUCAGCCUCUUGGCUCUCCUUUCCUCUUUUAGUUGCCCCAGCUUUCUGUCCCCC
This is a messenger RNA of Gymnogyps californianus (California condor), 1471 nucleotides long. It is a transcript of the gene EME2, whose product is annotated as essential meiotic structure-specific endonuclease subunit 2. Gene Ontology annotation, cellular component: Holliday junction resolvase complex; nucleus. Gene Ontology annotation, molecular function: DNA binding; nuclease activity. Lineage: Eukaryota; Metazoa; Chordata; Aves; Accipitriformes; Cathartidae. Gene Ontology annotation, biological process: resolution of meiotic recombination intermediates; replication fork processing; double-strand break repair. The record is from RefSeq and is a predicted model, not a curated record. Bases 1 to 1245 code for a protein of 414 amino acids. The transcript is spliced from 8 exons.